AUGUCCACCGAUCCGAAGUUCGACGACCUCCACAAGCAACUCUUCGAGGAAGGCCUCAAGACUCGCCGCUCGGUUGUUGGAGACUCAUAUGUCGACAAAGCUCUCGCAAACGGAUCGUCUGAAUUCUCUCGACCUGUCCAAGAGCUCAUUACCGAAUGGGCCUGGGGAAACGUGUGGGGCAGACCAGGUCUUGAGAAACGCGAUCGAAGCUUACUCAAUAUUGGCAUGUUGAUGGCCCUGAACCGCGGACCGGAGUUGGCGGUUCAUAUCCGAGGUGCUCGGAGGAAUGGUCUUAGUGAGCUCGAGAUUCGCGAGGCUAUUAUUCAUGCCACGGUCUACUGCGGAGCUCCGGCCGGCGUGGAUGCUAUCAAAACUGCGGAGAGGGUACUGAAUGAGAUGGCUGAGAAUGGCGAGAUUGAGCGUGAACUGGGAGGUAAAGCCAACGUAUGA
Molecule: messenger RNA, 450 nt
Organism: Penicillium cinerascens
Lineage: Eukaryota; Fungi; Ascomycota; Eurotiomycetes; Eurotiales; Aspergillaceae
Product: CMD-domain-containing protein
Exons: 1
Coding region: 1-450 (149 amino acids)
Molecular function (GO): peroxiredoxin activity
Source: RefSeq, a predicted model, not a curated record